This is a messenger RNA of Halichondria panicea, 1323 nucleotides long. RefSeq names its product CWF19-like protein 1. Gene Ontology annotation, biological process: mRNA splicing, via spliceosome. Lineage: Eukaryota; Metazoa; Porifera; Demospongiae; Suberitida; Halichondriidae. Bases 1 to 792 code for a protein of 263 amino acids. The record is from RefSeq and is a predicted model, not a curated record. Gene Ontology annotation, molecular function: RNA lariat debranching enzyme activator activity. Gene Ontology annotation, cellular component: post-mRNA release spliceosomal complex. The transcript is spliced from 7 exons.
AUGACAUCAUCUUCAUACCUGCAGUACCUGUAUGCAUUCUCUGUCACACCCAUGAGCUCCAUGGACGAGAAAGAACUGACUCAGCAACCACCCACUGCCACCAACUGUCCCUACACUGAACUAGUCAAAUCUUUGCACUCUGAGAGUCCUAUCUCUAGAUAUCACCAUUUGUGUUGUAGUUUUAAUCCACUAUGUUUGCAGAGGUCAAAGUUUAUUGUGUACCUACUCCCACACACUGUGCAGAGGGAGUCUCAAGAGGAGGCUGGGCCUAACUUCUUCUUUGAUCAGAGAGCUCUUGAUUCAGCUCAUCGCAAACAGAAGAGACAACAGGACGGAGGACCUCCUGCAAAGAGACGACCCCCUCCCCAGCCCAGGGGGCCGUGCUGGUUCUGUCUGGGGGGCAAGGAGGUGGAGAAACAUCUCGUGGUCUCCAUCGGAGAUCAUACGUACCUGGCUUUAUCCAAGGGUGGGAUUGUACCAGAGCAUGUGCUGGUCCUACCCAUCGGUCACUAUGCAGCCUCCACUGACGCACCACCAGAGGUUUUGGAGGAGCUUGGAAAGUUUAAGAGUGCUCUGAGGAAGUACUUCAACAGCAAAGAUCAGUUGUGUGUCAUCUUCGAGAGAAACUACAAAUCACAACAUCUUCAACUACAGGUUAUUCCAGUGACCAAGAUUCCAUCUGAUGCUCUGAGACAAGCCUUCAUAGAUUAUGGGUGGAGUAUGGGGGUGUGGCUUGAGACUGUGCCCAGGGAAACACCACUCUCAGAGAUUGCGUACACUGGUGUUUCAUAAAUCCUGGCAGAAUUUGAUGAUGGGGGAAAUAUGUUCACAAGACCAUUUCCUCACCAACUCACGCAGACAAACAACCAGAUCACUGAAUAUAGGUUAUAGUAUGUUUCUACUACUGUGAGCUCAUGAGGUAAACAGCACUCUCAAGUGAGUAGGUAAGAACAUAUCCGUGAGUCUCGUCACACCGACAAUGCACACCUCUAACCUUUCUAUUGCAUACUCAGCAAAUGUCUCUUCCACAAAUCUGUCAUCAUACCUAUCGAGUGAACACACAAACUGUUCUAGUUCCUGGAACAAUACGUACGGGCGUUUCUCUCUCCAAUUUGGAAGGGAGGUGUUGGCUGAUCCUCUCGUUCUGAAUCUGCCCAAUCAGAUCAACUGGAAGUUGUGUCUUGCGACAAAGGACGAGAAGACGAAAGUUGCUCUAGAAAUGAGGAAGAACUUUGAAUCAUGAUUUCACAACUUACAACUGACAACGAUGAUCAAGUUUAUUUUCACUUUUACUUUUGUAUAAUUGACGUUUUGUGUUUGUUG